Messenger RNA from Indicator indicator, 468 nucleotides. RefSeq names its product chromosome unknown C2orf68 homolog (gene CUNH2orf68). The transcript has 4 exons. The record is from RefSeq and is a predicted model, not a curated record. Lineage: Eukaryota; Metazoa; Chordata; Aves; Piciformes; Indicatoridae. Bases 1 to 468 code for a protein of 155 amino acids.
AUGGAGGCGGCCGUGGAUUGGCGCUGCCGGCCGGGUGGGCGGCUUGACAUGAGCCACGGUUUCGUGCGGCAUAUCCGGCACAAUCAGAUCGCCAGGGACGCCUACGAGCGGGCGGUGCGGCAGGCGCGGGGCCGGGCGCGGGGCCGGCUAACACCGACUCCCGCACGGCCCCGCCGCCCCGAUCAGCAGGUGUACCGGCCCCGCCGGCCCGGGUGCGGUGCCACAGGCGGCUCGGGGGGGGGCACCAGCCCGGGGUCCCCCCCGAGCGACCCCCGCGGGCCGAGGCUCUUCUGCCUGGAGUACGAAGGGGACGAUGGCUGCGUCACCUCCGUCAUCGUCCACCAGGGGGACAGCGCAGAGGAGGUCACCCGCAGGGUGUGUGCCCGGAGCCCGCUGGAGCCUGCCCUGCGCCGUGCCCUCUGCCAGAGGGUGCAGGAUGAGCUCAGCAAGCGCCGAGGGACAGGCUGA